This is a messenger RNA of Linum trigynum, 639 nucleotides long. NCBI's taxonomy places the organism in Eukaryota, Viridiplantae, Streptophyta, Magnoliopsida, Malpighiales, Linaceae. The record is from the annotation of a GenBank genome assembly.
CCUAGUACCUACGAGACUCAGCCUACUGCUGCUCGCCUGCUCAUCUGCUCGCACAGUCGCACACUCGCACUAAUCAAAAAACAAUGGACGGACAGCCUACACAGGUUACCUUUAAUUCUAAAGUCCAAAAUGGAUGGACAGCCGGAGAAGGGACGAUGCCUUGGGUGGAGGCGCUUGCGCUAGCGACGGAGACGACGGGGUUCGACGGUGACUGGCUUCGACGGAAACAGAGCAACGACCAACGAGCCAACGAUGAUGAGACAAGUGACAAGGAGACGACGGGGUUCGACAGCGAUGACUGCCUUCGACGGAAACAGAGCAACGACCAACGACCAACAGCCAACAAACGACGAUGGAAACAGAGUCAACGAUGAUGAAAUCUGCUGCUGCCGUCGUGCCCCUGGGUGGAUGCGUGGAGGUUGAUUUUGAUGAACGGAGGAGGAGGGAUCGGCGGACGGCGGUCGUGGACAGUGCAGGCGUGCAGCAGUCACUCAGGCGCAGCCGCGCAGGGGAUGCAAUUAUUUAUGGUCUGUAGUCGAAUGGAGAUCGUUCGUACUUCGUAGGGAUUUUUUAGGGAUGCAAUUAGUUUUCAGGGAUGCAAUUAUGGCCUUAUGGGCCUUGGCGCUUGAUUAGUUUUUG